UCUUUCCUCUUACAAACUAUCGCUUGAAAUGAUCCAAAGAGAAAAACUUUGUUCAGUGUUUGGAGCUCCUUGGCCUGCAGGCUUAGUAUGAGUAACAAAGUGGCUUUAGUGAGCUUCCUCAGACAGCUUUCCCCUUCCACCCACACAGACUUAUUUGAGGUCCUUAGUCAGUCGGCAAGCAUGUUUGGAACCGGCCCCGGUGCUUAGCAAGGGCUCAUGUUGCAGGGCAGUCACGUAUGGGCACUUGUAGUUAUAAAUACUUGACCACUCUCCAGGGUGCGGUUUUCAGCCCUUUAAAGCAGCUCCGUUGCCUGCUACCGAGCCGACUUUUGACCCCGAGCGUAGGCACUGAUUGCCGUAGGACAUCUUCUGCUAAGAAAAAAGUAAAAUGGAACACAAUGGAUCUGCUUCAAAUGCUGGUAAAAUCCACCAGAAUCGGUUGUCAAGUGUGACUGAAGAUGAAGACCAAGACGCAGCUCUCACGAUUGUGACUGUGCUGGACAGGGUGGCCACUGUCGUGGACAGUGUGCAGGCCAGCCAGAAGAGAAUCGAGGAGAGACACAGAGAGAUGGGAAACGCGAUCAAGUCUGUCCAGAUUGACCUGCUGAAGCUCUCACAGUCACACAGCAAUACCGGCUACAUUGUCAACAAGCUGUUUGAGAAGACCCGGAAAGUCAGCGCUCACAUUAAAGAUGUGAAGGCCCGGGUAGAGAAGCAACAGGUUCAUGUGACCAAAGUCGAAACCAAGCAAGAAGAAAUAAUAAAGAAAAACAAAUUCCGAGUGGUAAUCUUCCAGGAGGAUACUCCCUGCCCCACAUCCCUGUCUGUUGUGAAAGACAGAAGCCUGCCCGAGAACCAGGAGGAGGCAGAGGAAGUCUUCGAUCCCCCAAUAGAGCUCUCGUCAGAUGAAGAAUAUUAUGUUGAAGAAAGCAGGUCUGCCAGGUUUAGAAAGUCAGGCAAAGAGCACAUUGAUCAUAUUAAGAAGGCAUUUUCCAAAGAAAACAUGCAGAAGACACGGCAGAAUUUUGACAAGAAAGUGAGUGGAAUUAGAACUAGGAUAGUCACUCCUGAGAGGAGAGAGAGGCUUCGGCAGUCAGGAGAGAGGUUGAGGCAGUCGGGAGAGAGGUUGAGGCAGUCAGGGGAAAGAUUUAAGAAAUCGAUUUCAAAUGCCGCCCCCUCGAAGGAAGCUUUUAAGAUUCGGAGCCUUAGGAAACCGAAGGAUCCCAAGGUGGAAGGUCAGGAGGUAGACAGAGGGAUGGGCGUGGACAUCAUCUCAGGUAGCCUGGCUCUGGGGCCCAUCCAUGAGUACCACUCUGAUGAGUUUAGUGAAACAGAAAAGGAGGUGACCAAAGUAGGGUACAUUCCCCAAGAAGGAGGGGACCCCCCAACUCCUGAGCCUUUGAAGGUGACUUUUAAACCCCAGGUGAGAGUAGAGGAUGAUGAGUCACUGCUGUUGGAGUUAAAGCAGUCCUCAUAGAUGAUUUAAGUAUUAGCAUCCAUCUCUUGGAAUCAUGUUGUAGUUUGAAUAGUGUAGUAAUUUGUAUUCAUAUACCAUGGAAAGGCAAAUGGUUGAAAAGCUUCAUUUCUUACCUUUAAGAUUCUAAAGAUGCUAGAAAUGUAUUAUAUACAAUUUUCUUAUAAUUUCCUUGGGAAUUCUAUUCCCCUGAGAAUAUAUGACUCUGACAGCACCCCCCACCCAUACCCCCUUAUGUCAUGCCUUUUUGUGGCAGCUCUUGGCCAAUGAGAAAAUAGUUGCAGAGCUCAGGUCAGUUAGAUGAUUGGUCACUCGUAACAUAGGAACGACAAAUCUGUGCCCAUCGUUCACCAGCAAACUGUAGGUUUGGGUCUGGGUCAGGAUUAACACAUCCAGUCUCGAAGGGGAGUAGCUAGCUAAUGAGUACAUUGUGUUAUCCAGAUGUUCACAUCUGGAGAUUCAUUAGUGAACCAGUAGCCUUAUGAAGCGUAUGAAGUUCUUGUGUGAGGGAAAGGAAAUAGAAGUUUGGGGCUUGAACAUUUAGCUGUGGCAACAUAACUUUAUUACUAGUGAGAUACUUGGCUGGUUGCUGCUUAUUCCCAACGGUAAAAAUGGGGAGGGCUUGCUGGUCCUAUACUUCUUGGAGGACUUGAGAUCUGAAGGGAUGUCACAGAGUAUGUGAGAACGAGACACGCAACCAGUGGAGAAGAAGCACAUGAACCACACUGGCUUCCCCUAAACCAGAACCGAACAGUUACAUCUAUGAAGAAGCCCUGGGCACAGGCUCCGAGGCCAGAGUUGAGCAGAAACUGAGGUGAUUCUUCACAAGUCUUCGCGGAAUCAAGAGUGAAAAUGAAUGCUUGGAUGGGAGCUUUCUCAUUAACGGCUGAGACCAAACCUUGGAUUUUUAGCUGCGUCCUAACAUAUUCCUUGGAAAUCUGGCUCUAAUUGCCUUUAGAUUUGGAUGUGGGGUAGACAAGUGCAGGUCUUGUUUGCACAGCAUGAGGUAGAAGUCUGGGGCUCCGUCGAGUGGCUUUUCUAAGGUCUGCCUUGAUAUGCUGGGCAUGGAAAUGACCUCUGACAUGCCUGUUUUCCAGAGUGAGCCCUUUAGGACUAAGAACAGUGCCCAUAAGCUUU
Messenger RNA from Mastomys coucha (southern multimammate mouse), 2611 nucleotides. RefSeq names its product caveolae associated protein 4 (gene Cavin4). The transcript is spliced from 2 exons. Gene Ontology annotation, biological process: regulation of gene expression. The coding region runs from base 389 to 1477 and encodes 362 amino acids. The record is from RefSeq and is a predicted model, not a curated record. NCBI's taxonomy places the organism in Eukaryota, Metazoa, Chordata, Mammalia, Rodentia, Muridae. Gene Ontology annotation, cellular component: caveola; cytoplasm.